Strongylus vulgaris is the source of this 623-nucleotide messenger RNA. Lineage: Eukaryota; Metazoa; Nematoda; Chromadorea; Rhabditida; Strongylidae. The record is from the annotation of a GenBank genome assembly.
AUGUCCUAUGCUUUGCCAUUGGUCUCUUCGCUAAUAUGCCCGUAGUUCGUCUGUUCUGCUUGUUCACUUCAGUAGCCCUAUUUGUAGACUACGUCUAUCAGAUGACAUUCUUCACAGCUGUGAUGAGUUUUAUCGUUCGAAGACAGAUCAAACUUGAUAGAAAAGCAGUUGAGAACAAAGUUGCGCCGGAAAUGGCAAUCUCAUCGAUCGAUAAAAAGCUCAAUGAUGCCAAGUCGUUCUCGGUGAUGAUGCCUGUAUUCACGCCAUCCCCGGUCAAAGCUCCAGCGAAGGGUAGACUGGAGGUGUUUAUCGAAUGGCUACACACGAAAACCGCAAAAUCCUUAGUGAUAGCAAUAUUCAUCGUUCACAUAGGAAUUAGCUCUUUCUUGGCGAGUAAAGUAAGUACCGAUUUUGAUAUGGAGAAUCUCUAUUUGGAAGGAUCACCACUUACCUUAAUUUCUCGAAGAAUGCAGGAUUUUGUCCUACGCGAAGCGUUCGUUGUGAAUUUUGCUGUACAACCUAUGCCUGAUCUUCAAAAUGCUACCGUCCGCGAAAAAUUUGAGGAAAUGGUUGAUCGUUUGGAACACAUCCCAAAAUAUGGUGCUGGACCAGAUAGUACAAUU